Merops nubicus (carmine bee-eater) is the source of this 959-nucleotide messenger RNA. It is a transcript of the gene HDX, whose product is annotated as highly divergent homeobox. Bases 32 to 616 code for a protein of 194 amino acids. Lineage: Eukaryota; Metazoa; Chordata; Aves; Coraciiformes; Meropidae. The record is from RefSeq and is a predicted model, not a curated record. The transcript is spliced from 5 exons.
GAUUGGGAAUCGAAGACGGAAAUAUCGUUUAAUGGGGAUUGAGGUCCCACCCCCUAGAGGAGGUCCUGCUGAUUUCUCUGAUCAAUCUGAAUUUGUUUCUAAAUCAGCACUUAAUCCAGGAGAGGAGACUGCUGCUGAAGUGGGGGAUGAUAAUGAUAGGAAUGAUGAAGUAUCAAUCUGCUUAUCUGAAGGAAGCUCACAAGAAGAGACAAAUGAAGCUCUUCCAAAUGAAGAAACUGGUCACAAAGAUGAUGACCAGAAUCCAGCAUCUACUGAUAAUGUGAAAAUAGAAAUUAUAGAUGAUGAAGAAAGUGAUAUGAUCAGUAAUUCUGAAGUGGAUCAAAUGAGUUCCCUUCUGGAUUAUAAGAAUGAAGAAGUCAGGUUCAUUGAGAAUGAGCUGGAGAAUCACAAGCAGAAGUAUUUUGAACUACAGACGUUUACUCGGAGUUUGAUACUUGCUAUUAAGUCCGAUGAUAAAGAACAGCAGCAGGCACUGCUCUCAGACUUACCUCCUGACUUAGAAGAAAUGGAUUUCAAUCAUGCAUCCCCAGAGCCUGAUGAUACCUCAUUCAGCUUGUCGUCUUUAUCGGAGAAAAAUGCCUCAGACAGUUUGUGAUUUCUCUUUUUUAACUGACAGAAAUGAGACCCUGCAUAACAUGCAGGUUUCACCAGAACAGCAUUUUGCUAGCCAGUGUUCUUCAGUCCAAAAAGGCAAGCCCAAGGUGAAGUACACGUUCCUGAAGGAUGGCUGUAGCACCUCCUGGCUACAGUUUGCACUGUCGAGAAAUGUCAGACGUUGGUUUGGUAAAUGGCAGAACUGUGUGAGGGGAGGUUUCACUGUUAGCAGACUGGCCUUGAUUAGGGUGACUUCUGACUUUCCAGAAUAACUCUUGCUCUGCAGCAAAGUCUCUUUGAGCAGGGAUCCAAGGGUGGAAAACAAAUGACCUGUUAUACAGACA